AUGAUGCGAGCUCUACUUGGCUUGAACUUUGCCUUUCUUCUCUCGGAUGUAGCUUUGGCAGAGAACUUUUCCCAGCCGAUUAUAUGGCAGGACUUGGCAGAUACUGACCUAAUCCGUGUUAAUGACACUUAUUACUACUCGGGUUCGAAUAUGCACUUCUCUCCCGGAGCCGAGAUCCUCAGGUCUUAUGAUCUCGUCAAUUGGGACCUCCAGGGAGGAAAUGUGUACAACAAGGGGAUCUAUGCCUCCUCUCUGAGGUUCCACGAAGCUACCGGUACAUUCUAUUGGAUUGGUUGCAUCCAAGGGACAGGAAAGACGUAUAUCUACACUGCUCCAAACAUCGAAGGUCCUUGGACACAGACUUCUAUCAUUCAGAAUUACUGCUAUUAUGACGACGGUCUCCUUAUCGAUGAUGACGGUACCAUGUAUGUUUCUUACGGGAAAUGGGUUGCGAAUGGCACGCAAGCAAAGAUAUGGGUUGCAGAAUUGACAAGUGAUCUGCAGAAUAAACAAUCACAGGUGGUGUUCAAUACAACUGAAGAGAUUGGAUAUGUAGAAGGUUCUCGAUUUUAUAAAAUCAAUGGCACGUACUAUAUCUGGUUGACUAACCCUGGGGUUGGUAACGGUCAGAUCAUGCUGAAAUCCAGUGGCGGCCCAUUUGGUCCUUACGAUUCGUGGCACCGUGUCUUGGAGAACAACGGGCAGCCCGUUCACGGGGGAAGUAGCCCGUACCAAGGAGCCAUCGUCGACACACCGGAAGGGAAGUGGUGGUAUAUUGCGUUUGUCAAUCUGUGGCCUGGUGGCAGACUUCCGGUGCUCGCUCCCAUUACCUGGGACUGGACCGGGAUGCCGAAUGUUCAGUUCGUUAAUGGAGAUGAUUGGGGCUCGACUUACCCUUAUCCUCUCCCUCAGGUGCCUGUCACACCAAUAAGUAAAUUGGAUCGAUUCAGUGGUCCGACACUGGGACCACAAUACGAAUGGAACCACAACCCUGAUGAUAUUAAGUGGUCAGUCAAGGAUGGCCUUCAUCUCGAGACAGCCACCAUCACGGACGACUUCUUUUCUGCGCAGAAUACACUUUCGCACCGUAUUUUAGGUCCUCAUUCUAACGCUACCAUAAACGUUGACUAUUCCUCUAUGAUUGAUGGAGACCGAGCUGGUCUCGUUGUCUUCCGGUAUGACGCCGGCUGGUUAGGCAUAACCAAAAACGGAACCGUAACCACGUUGCAAAUGGUAGAUUAUGCCAUAAUGAACAGCACUGGAGGAUGGCAUACAACCAACACAGGGUCUGUAGUGGAUAGUGUGGAGGUUCAUGGCGGAUCAAUCUGGCUGCGGACUUCUUGCGAUAUUAGUGGCAGCUCUGGUUCCGCCAAAUUUUCCUAUAGCACUGACGGGAAAAGUUACAUCCAACUUGGACAUACACAUGUGAUGGACAAUAGUCAACUGUUUUUUGUGGGUGCUCGUUACGGCAUUUUCAAUUUCGCAACCAAGCAGCUAGGCGGUUCAGUUGUGGUGAAGUCUUUUGAGAUAUCUGCUUAG
Messenger RNA from Talaromyces stipitatus ATCC 10500, 1539 nucleotides. Its product is annotated as endo xylanase, putative. Bases 1 to 1539 code for a protein of 512 amino acids. The record is from RefSeq and is a predicted model, not a curated record. Gene Ontology annotation, molecular function: hydrolase activity, hydrolyzing O-glycosyl compounds. The transcript has 2 exons. Gene Ontology annotation, biological process: carbohydrate metabolic process. Lineage: Eukaryota; Fungi; Ascomycota; Eurotiomycetes; Eurotiales; Trichocomaceae.